AUGGCCAAGAAUCUACUCUACCAGCUAUGCAUCAAAGAUGAUCGACUAAUGGAGUACGUCGAUGCUGUCAUGUCGGAGGAGGGUCAGGCGGUCCUACAGAGACCCGAACUCGCCAACAAACUUGUUACCACUGCGAUGAAAAAUCAGGAGAAGCUGUUUGUCAUCAUCGACGGUGUUGAUGAAUGUCUCAAGCCGGAGAAGAAAAAGAUCAUUCAAUGGAUUCAGUCCAUGGUCGCUGCUGGUCCAGACACAUCAGACGAUGACGACGACAUGACCCAACCAGACAGCACCGGUACGCUGAGGCUUCUAUUGGUCAGUCAAGAAGAUGCAGAAUGCACGAGGCUUCUGAAAGGGUAUCUGUUGGGCUGGCGACCUAGGAAAGUCACUGGCUGCGAAAAUGAGGCUAAAAUGGCCAAAAAAUGUAAGAAAAUCCAGCCCCAAGAGCAAACCGGUGUGGGUCUGGGAAAACCUGGGCCCUUUGGUGCCCCACAGUAUCCGACACUCAAGAUAAGUCCAGAAGAUAAUCAUGACGAUAUCAAGGCCUUUUGUGAGUACUGGAAACCGAAGAUCAGAGCGAAACACCCCAAACUUCAAGUUGGCGAUGGACCAGCUUCCACCACUUCCAAUGUUCUUGCUCGUGCAGACGCCUUCAGGCUUCGUGAAGAACUCGAAUGGUUGCGCCAGGAUAGUGGGAAGCUGGGUGUCGUUGGCAAGCUGAGCUAA
Messenger RNA from Podospora anserina S mat+, 723 nucleotides. RefSeq lists its product as uncharacterized. Bases 1 to 723 code for a protein of 240 amino acids. The transcript is spliced from 3 exons. NCBI's taxonomy places the organism in Eukaryota, Fungi, Ascomycota, Sordariomycetes, Sordariales, Podosporaceae. The record is from RefSeq and is a predicted model, not a curated record.